AUAAAAAAUAUACUAAAAACCUUGAUUAUUCUGGUUAGUCACAUUGUACUGCUAUUAUUUUGAACAAUACUGUAUAUUUUGCUGCACUGAGUGUUUCAACUACUCUGACGAGUCCUUCAGUCCCUGCUGCUGAAAAACAGCCCAAAACACAAGUCUGCUACCAGCACACUUUACUCUGUUGAGAUACUGCAGGUGAUGAGCAGAGCUGGUUUCCUUCAAACAAGACACUUAGAAUCUGUAGGGUGUUCUUCUGAAACAUACCACUAUCUCCCUGGUCUUCACUUAGCAAGUUUGAACCUGCUACCUAUUGAUCUGAAAUUUAAUAAUCGUACAGUGAAUUAUACCUUAUUCCAUUAGCCAGACAUAAUGUUUAGACUGUAGCUGAAGAUCAACGGAAGAUGAGUUGAGUAUAAUACAGAUCUUCUUUUCAGCCCUGACCUGGCCCUCCGAUGAUGUCCACAUACUUUUAAAAUAAUCUACUUUUAAAAGUAAAAAACUUUUUACUUCAGUGAUAUGCUUACAGGUUAUACAUGCUUACUUAACGAUAAGCCUCUGCACCAUACUUGCCCCACAAACAGGCCUUGAAGGAGUAGUUCACUUUAAAAUGAAGAUUAGCCCAUUAUUUACUCUCCCUCAAGUCAUCCAAGGUGUAUGUGACUUUCUUGUUGAUUGCAAUUCACUCCCAUUAUAAAGCUCAGAAACAUCAUGGUGUUAAUUAAUAUAACUCUUAAUGUAUUGGUCUGGAAGAAGAAAGUCACAUACACCUAGGAUGACUUGAGGGAGAGUAAAUAAUGGGCUAAUCUUCAUUUUAAAGUGAACUAAUUAUUUAAUAGGCCUUUAAGCUACAUGAAGUAUAAAGUGAUAGUAACUACUCAAUUAGAUCAGUUAUAGUGCUAGGAGUACUAGCCCAUGCACACGUGUAGAAUACAUAUUUGAUCAACAGUCAUGAAUUAAUUAAAUGUAUUAAUAUUAUUAUAAGGCAUUUCUGGUAAUUAAAAGUCCAUUAAUUGGAGAAAACAUUGAUAUUAAAGCACAUGGUUGCCGACACAGUUUUAGAGUUUUUUAUUUUAUUUUGUAAUGCUGGUGAAUAAUUAUACAAAUUGCAGUGAAGUUUGCUGUUCUAGACUCACAUGGAGUAUGGGUUGGGGAAAAAACUGACGGGAACGUUUUUAAUAUAUUUUAUAAGGAAAAAUAAUUUCAUUUGUGAAAAAGUUGAGUGACGUAAUUUAACCCGGGAAAACAUUUUUUUGGCGGGAGCCGUGACGAGUUGAGUUCGUCAUUCGCGCGAGGAGACAGAUCGUCAGAGAGGUAAGUUCACUAGCUUGUUUUAUAAACUCUUAUCUUUUCAAAUUGUGAAACUUUGACCAAAUAAACAAAUGAUUGAUAGCUACCUAGAUAUACAGACCAGCAAAUGACUACAUCUGGUGCUCGCCUAUAGUAUGAAGACGACGAGUAACGAACGUUAUUUAGGUGAGCUAAAUUAGCGUUAGACCGAAGCCAAUCGUUAGGCCUGUCAUAAACAAUAUUAUUGUCAUUUUAAGACAAUUUUGUGCCACUUAGUAUUUAAUCAUAAUAUAAAAGCAUAAUAAUAAAAUUAGGCAUAACGUUAUACACUUUAAAAAGACAACAACUAUUUAAUUAUUUUGAUAAGUGGUGUCAAAAAAACACUGAAUGAAAAAAAAAACUUAAAUAAAGAGUAAAUAAUCAUUGUAAAAUAAUAAUACUAAUAAAAAAGCGCAAAGUACGUUACAAGUAGAGAAGAGAAAAGGUGCACACUAUUGCUGAGUUAAGUUAGCGGGCAGAUGUGUGUCUGAACGAGCCUCAGCGAGACUGAUCUGAUAAUAAAACAGGUUUUUUAUGUGCACCAUUUUGCGCUGUGACGUAUUAACUUGCUCAAGAACAGUGGAUUGCGGCUUUGAAAUCGAGCGCAUUUAGAUUUGUUCUGUAACGUUAGUUGUCAUGAAAACACGAUGGCGUGUUCUUCAGCUUCUGUAGGGCGCUGUGUGUUUGAAGGAGAACACAACACCACAGCGCGAUCUGCGAGAUGUGCUGCCACUCAUUAUCAUAUAAACAUACUGGGCGAAGGAUUGCGUCACCAGACGGUUUUGAGGUCAUGUAGAUAUUGUGAGUUAUGUCGAUAUAUUAUUGAUUAUUGCGACAGGCCUAAUGCUCGCUAGUUGCAGAUAAUUUGAGAAAAAUCGAUUCUCAAAAAUGUCGACAGAACAACCGCAUGCCUUUUUCAACAUUUAUAACCCUACUAAAUUUUGAUUAAUAUGUAUUCUUUAGUCAAUUUUUUAUUUGAGAAAUACAUGUUUCGUGUGUAAUUAGCAAGCAUGAUCAAGUUGAAUUUAAAUGUAUUACUGCAUGUCAUGUCUAAACGGAAGCGAUUUAGUCCUGUGGAGGAUGCCACUGCACACAUUCUGUCUGGCAAAGACAAACCAUGCCUUGAGGAGAGAUUCAUUAACUCUCAUAAAGGUAGAGGUGUGUUUGCUAGCAUGUCCAUUGACAAAGGAUGCUUCAUUCUUGAAUACCGUGGAGAGUUACUUUCCCAAGAGGAGAGCCAAACAAGACAGAAUAGAUACAAUGAAACAGAAAAUACCUUCUUGUUUGAGUUUGAUUGGAAUGGAAGGCAAUGGUGCAUUGAUGCCUCAAAAGAAGAUGGUUCACUUGGGAGACUAGUGAACGAUAAUAACAAGACUCCUAACUGUAAAGUGAAAAAAAUUAGUGUUGAAGGUAAACCACAUCUGUGUUUGUUUUCGGUUAAGGCCAUAGCUUCAGGAGAAGAAUUAACAUACAACUAUGGAGAUUCAGACUGGCCAUGGCGUACUCAGUUGAACCAAGCAGUCCCUCACAAUGAGGAGAACAUACCAUCAGAAGACAGUACACAUUUUCCUGACAAAAUAAACUGUCCCAAGCCAGCUGAACAGAUUGGGAGUUAUUUGUCUGAACCCAGGCCUUCAAAUAGUGGUCAAUCCACCGACCACAACAGUGACCAUUCAUCCACAGCCUCUGACAUGAUGGAGAACCAUUCUCAGGUUAGAUCUCUUGCACUAACCCCU
Molecule: messenger RNA, 3059 nt
Organism: Carassius auratus (goldfish)
Lineage: Eukaryota; Metazoa; Chordata; Actinopteri; Cypriniformes; Cyprinidae
Product: histone-lysine N-methyltransferase set-1-like
Exons: 6
Biological process (GO): regulation of DNA damage response, signal transduction by p53 class mediator; regulation of transcription by RNA polymerase II
Cellular component (GO): nucleus; polytene chromosome
Molecular function (GO): protein binding; transcription regulator activity; histone H4K20 methyltransferase activity
Source: RefSeq, a predicted model, not a curated record